This is a messenger RNA of Elgaria multicarinata webbii, 1467 nucleotides long. RefSeq names its product vomeronasal type-2 receptor 26-like. The transcript is spliced from 4 exons. The coding region runs from base 1 to 1467 and encodes 488 amino acids. Gene Ontology annotation, biological process: G protein-coupled receptor signaling pathway. The record is from RefSeq and is a predicted model, not a curated record. Gene Ontology annotation, cellular component: plasma membrane. Lineage: Eukaryota; Metazoa; Chordata; Lepidosauria; Squamata; Anguidae. Gene Ontology annotation, molecular function: G protein-coupled receptor activity.
AUGACAAAGUUCUACCAGCACAUCUUGUCAUUGGCAUUUGCUGUCAACGAGAUCAACGAGAUUCCCAAGAUCUUACUGAAUGCCACACUUGGAUUCCACAUCUAUGACAGCUACAACAAUGCACGGAUGACCUAUCGUACCACCCUGGAUCUUCUCUUCAAAUCUCAUCGAUUUGUCCCCAACUAUGAAUGUAAUACCCACAAAAAAAUAAUCGCUGUCAUUGGGGCACUGGCCUCCGUGACUUCAUUCCGUAUGGCACACAUCUUAAGUCUCUACAAGAUUCCACAUCUCCACCCAUUUCUUCAAGGCAUUUCAUUUAACAACUCAGCCGGAGAAAGAAUCUCUUUGAAUGCUAACAGGGAAAUGGAAGGUGGAUUUGAUAUAAUGAACUUGGUUACAUUUCCAAAUAAGUCCUAUCUUAAAGUGAAAGUUGGACAGGUUCUGCCAACUUCUGUUUGUACAGAUUCCUGCCAGCCUGGAAAUUGGAAGAGAAAGGUGGAAGGGCAGAAGUUUUGUUGCUAUGAUUGUAUUCCAUGUCCAAAAGGGAAGAUUUCAAACCAAACCGACACUGAUGACUGUUCUGAAUGCUCAAAAGAUCUGUACCCAAAUAAGGACCGAAAUGAAUGCAUCCCAAAAGUCAUCAGCUUUCUGUCCUAUGAAGACCCCUUAGGGAAAAAUUUAGCUUCUGUUGCUGUUUCUUUUUCCUUGAUCACAGUCUUGGUGCUGCAAACCUUUAUUAAGCACAGAGAUACCCCAAUAGUCAAAGCCAACAAUCGGGGCCUCACCUACACUCUCCUCAUAUCUCUCCUGCUCUGCUUCCUCUCUUCCUUCCUAUUCAUUGGCCAACCUGGGAAACUGAACUGCUUUCUCCAACAACCAGCGUUCGGUUUGAUCUUCUCCGUAGCUGUUUCUAGUGUGUUGGCCAAAACCAUUACUGUAGUUGUAGCUUUCAUGGCCACUAAGCCAGGUUCUAAUAUGAGAAAGUGGGUGGGAAAAAGACUGGCCACCUCCAUUGUCCUGUCUUGCUCCCUCGUUCAAGCUGCCAUUUGUGUUGCAUGGCUCACAACCUCUCCCCCAUUCCCAGAUUUAGACAUGCAUUCAGUCCCUGAAGAAAUCACUGUGCAAUGUCAUGUAGACUCUGCCAUCAUGUUUUAUCUGGUCCUGGGCUACAUGGCACUUCUGUCCAUCAUCAGCUUCUCUGUGGCUUUCUUAGCCAGGAAUUUGCCAGAUACCUUUAAUGAAUCCAAGUUUAUCACCUUCAGUAUGCUGAUGUUCUGCAGUGUUUGGUUGACUUUUGUUCCAGCCUACCUGAGCACCAAGGGGAAAUAUAUGGUAGCAGUGGAGAUCUUCUCCAUCUUAGCUUCCAGUGCUGCGUUGUUAGGCUGUAUCUUUUUCCCAAAAUGUUACAUUCUUCUCUUCAAGCCUGACAUGAACAACAGGCAGCUGAUAAUGGGGAGGAAGAAUUGA